This is a messenger RNA of Drosophila rhopaloa, 912 nucleotides long. Its product is annotated as trypsin alpha-3. The record is from RefSeq and is a predicted model, not a curated record. The transcript has 2 exons. Gene Ontology annotation, molecular function: serine-type endopeptidase activity. Gene Ontology annotation, biological process: proteolysis. The coding region runs from base 1 to 912 and encodes 303 amino acids. NCBI's taxonomy places the organism in Eukaryota, Metazoa, Arthropoda, Insecta, Diptera, Drosophilidae.
AUGAAUUUUACGAAGAUAGGAAGUUUUUCGGGAAUAUCACUAUUUGCAUACCUGUGGAUCCUGGUAGCAGGAGGCCAACAAAAGAGUCCUGCCUGGAGUGGCUACUACAUGGACAAUGGCACCCACUAUCUGCUGUACGAGGGACCAAGAAUUAAGAAGCAAAGUUUUUUAAAUAUAUCUAGUAACCCAGCGAUUAAUGCCUUAGAAGCACAGGAUUAUCUGCCUACUCGGAUUGUGAAUGGCAAGAAAAUCAAGUGCACCAGAGCACCCUACCAGUGUGCUCUUCUCUACGACGGUGAAUUAAUUUGUGGGUGUGUCAUAAUUGCCCGGCGGUGGAUUAUCACUGCCCAGCACUGCAAAAUUGGAAAACCCGGCCGCUAUACAGUGCGAGCUGGUUCCACACAGCAGAAGAGAGGUGGUCAACUGCGUCGUGUCCAGAAGACCGUGUGCCAUAGGGGCUACAGUGAAUACACGAUGAAGAACGACCUGUGCCUGAUGAAGCUGAAGUCGCCUCUGAAACUUGGCCGGUGUGUCCGCAGGGCGAGACUUCCCUCCAGGAAAAUGAAGCGCUUUCCCAAGUGUUAUUUAGCCAGCGGAUGGGGUCUGACCUCGGCCAACGCCCAGCAUACCCAGCGAUAUCUGCGAGGAGUUGUGGUCUGCAAAGUGAAGCGACGCAAGUGCAGGAAGGCUUAUCGGAAAGCCGGGAUCAAGAUCUACAAGCAAAUGAUCUGCGCCAAGCGAAAGAACCGCGACACUUGCUCGGGAGAUUCUGGAGGACCGCUAGUCAACAAUGGAGUACUAUAUGGUAUAACGUCAUUUGGCGUCGGUUGCGCUAGUGAAAAUUAUCCAGGUGUUUAUGUGAAUGUGUUUCAAUACCUACUCUGGAUAAAGAAAGCUUUACUAAAUUAUUAA